AUGGGGGGCACCGCGGGGCAGCGCCGCAACGAGAAGGCGGAGCGCGAGCAGGCGAAGAGGGACGGCGCCGCCGCGGCCGCGGCGAAAGCCGCGGAGGACGCGAGAUGGGCGGGCUCGGAGAACAAAAAGACGCGCUCGCAGGCGAAGCGCGAGGAGGGCGACGCCGCCGCGGACGCGCGCGCGGCGUCCCGAGCGGAGGCGAAGCGCCUCGCGAAGCUCGAGGAGGAGGAGAUCGCGGGGAUGGGGAAGCCCAAGGGCGGCGGCGGGAAGAAGGGCGGCAAGAUGACGCAGGCGGAGAUCGCGGACGCGCGCAAGGCGGAGGCGAAAGCGGCGAUGAUCGCCAAGUACGCCAGGGCGAAAGAGGCGAAGAAGGAGACGAGCGAGGAGGCGUACGCGGCGAUGGUCGACGUGAAGAACGAGAACAAAGAGGAUAAGAUCGAGGCGUCCGGGAUCGACGCCGCGGUGGAGGCGAUGACGGGGAUGAGCGUCGGAGGAGGCGUUGGCAGGGGCGGAAGCGGCGCGAAGCCCGGGACGACGAACAUGAAAGCCGCGUACGCGAUGUUCGAAGAGCAGGAGCUGCCGCGCUUGAAGGAAGAGAGGCCGGGGUUGAAGAUGUCGCAGUACAAGGAGGCGCUGCACAAGGCGUUCCAGAAGUCGCCGAUGAACCCGCAAAACUUCGAGCGAUGA
Molecule: messenger RNA, 687 nt
Organism: Micromonas pusilla CCMP1545
Lineage: Eukaryota; Viridiplantae; Chlorophyta; Mamiellophyceae; Mamiellales; Mamiellaceae
Exons: 2
Coding region: 1-687 (228 amino acids)
Biological process (GO): transcription by RNA polymerase II
Cellular component (GO): nucleus
Molecular function (GO): transcription coactivator activity
Source: RefSeq, a predicted model, not a curated record